This is a messenger RNA of Contarinia nasturtii (swede midge), 2524 nucleotides long. RefSeq names its product spondin-1 (gene fat-spondin). Gene Ontology annotation, cellular component: extracellular matrix. The record is from RefSeq and is a predicted model, not a curated record. Gene Ontology annotation, molecular function: serine-type endopeptidase inhibitor activity. NCBI's taxonomy places the organism in Eukaryota, Metazoa, Arthropoda, Insecta, Diptera, Cecidomyiidae. The coding region runs from base 336 to 2426 and encodes 696 amino acids. Gene Ontology annotation, biological process: cell adhesion. The transcript has 9 exons.
GUGCAUCUUUGUCGUUAUUCUUGGAAAAUAGAUAGGAAUAGCGUCAACUCAGCGAUUAUUGAAGCAAUGCACUUUUUACGAUACACAAGCAACGAUUAUUUCGACGACGAUGUGUCUUAAUUAUCACUUUGUAUGGCUAUUACUGUGCGAUAUUCGGGUCAUGGGUCAUCUUGAGUCGCUGAUAAACUAAAAACACACAUCGCACAUUGAAAGCGAUGAAAUUUCCUUUGAAUAAAAUACUGAUGUCAUUCAGAGAGUAUUUGAUUUUGAUUGUGGAAGGCAAAAACGUAUGAAUUUCAUUCAAAUUUCUAAGUGAUUCGUCGAAUUCAAAAAUCAUGGCAAAUAUUCUAAAAUUUGCAUUGAAUUUGUGCUUUUUGUUGGUUAUCAUAAACGAAUGCAAUGCAGGCCAUUGUAUCCGGCCCAAAAAUCUAAAACGAAGCAUGAAAAAAAGCGGAGACGGUGGAUAUCGUGUAUUCAUUGAUGGACAACCGAAAGGAUAUCAAUCAGGAAAAAUUUAUAAUGUAUUUUUGGUGGCACCGCGUGUUAAUAACGAAUAUACGAAAGAAUUUACACAAUUUCGUAUUUAUGCACGCUCAGCUGUAAGUGCUGAUCUGUUAAAACCACGAUCCGCAACAAUGAAUCCCCGUCGCGUUGGUCGUUUUCAACUAUUCGACGAUCCAGCCGCUGAAUUUAAUGCUGAUUGUGUGAAUACAAUUAAAGAGACUGACACAACACAAAAGUCAGAAGUUCAAUUCAUGUGGGUCGCACCAGCGUCUGGAUCUGGUUGUGUUGCCAUUUCGGCAAUGGUUUAUGAGAAAUCACAAUCAUGGUAUGCAGACGGUGAACAGCUUACGCAAAUAAUUUGCGAAGGUGAACCAGCCCAUGGCGACGUAGCACAAGAAUGUUGUGCUUGUGAUGAAGCAAAAUAUCAGUUGACAUUUGAAGGAAUUUGGUCGAAUGAAACACAUCCACGUGAUUUUCCAUUUGCCGUUUGGCUAACACAUUUCUCCGAUGUGAUUGGUGCAUCGCAUGAUUCGAAUUUUUCAUUUUGGGGUGAAAAUCAUAUCGCCACCGAUGGUUUCAAGCAAAUGGCCGAAUUUGGUUCCGUUCGCCAAUUGGAUUUUGAACUUCGUGCAAAAGGACCCAGACUUCGUACACUUAUCAAAGCGGCCGGUUUAUGGUAUCCAAAUGUAAAUACAAACACAUCGGCCAAUUUCCGUGUUGAUCGUAUUCAUCACAAAAUGUCAGUGGUAUCAAUGUUUGGCCCGUCACCCGAUUGGGUUGUCGGCGUAAGCGGAUUGAAUUUAUGCCAAAAAGAUUGCACAUGGAAAGAUUCACUUGACAUCGAUUUAUAUCCAUGGGAUGCUGGCACUGAUAAUGGCAUCACUUAUAUGUCGCCCAACUCGGAAACAUUCCCACGUGAACGAAUGACACGCAUAACCACAAUGUUCCCAGAAGAUCCGCGUCAACCUUUUUACAAUCGAUAUUCAUCGGAAAUGAUUCCAUUGGCACGAUUAUAUAUUCGAAAAACAAAAAUAGUACCGCGAAAUUGUGACGAUCAAUUUAUACAAUCGCAAGUUUUAGACGUUUCCGAAAAUACCGAAGAUGAAGCAUCACGACCCGAAUGCACUGUUUCUGAAUACACACAAUGGACACCGUGCUCGGCCUUGUGUGGCAAAGGAAUUCGAACCCGAACUAGACACUAUCUUAACGAAAAUCAAGCAAGGGCAGCCGAUUGCAAUCGUCAGUUGGUCAGCAAAGAAAUGUGCGUGGCUGCCAUUGCAGAGUGCAGGUCGGAGGAUGACGAUGAAGGUGAAGAAAAUUUGGGCUUGAGUGCAGCCAAUGUCGAUGCGGCUGGAGAAGGUAUUGGCGUGUGUCGUACAACACCUUGGACGGAAUGGUCACCGUGUUCGGCCACAUGCGGAAUUGGUAUUUCAAUGAGAACACGAGCAUUUGUUGAGAAUUCGGGACGUAAGAAGUGUCCGCAUGUUAGCACAGUCGAAAAAAAUAAAUGUAUGCAGCCCGAAUGCUCUGUAAAUGACAUCGAAGUGCCGGAUCCACAGUGUCCAGUGACACAAUGGAGCGAUUGGUCACCAUGUAGCAAAACUUGCGGUGAAGGUGUUACCAUUCGUACACGCUUGUUCCUUGGCGAUGAAUCAAAACGUGGAGAAUGUGAAAAACGUAAACAGUUCCAUCAACAGCAAGUAUGUACUCAAAACCAACAAUGCACCAUGAGUCGCAACGAAGCUAAAGAAAUGUGUUCAUUGCCAGCUGAUGUGGGACCAUGCCGUGGAGUUUACGAUCGAUUUGCAUUCAAUCGUCAACAGAACCGUUGCAUUCCAUUCAACUAUGGUGGUUGUCGUGGAAACAAAAAUAACUUCUUCUCGCUUGCCGAGUGUCAAAAGACAUGCCAAAAUGUCUUUUAAUUUACAUAAAAAAAAUGUAUACUCUUAACAAUUUAUUUGUCUAUCAAAACGAUUUUUUAUUCAAAUAAAGUUACAAAGCAUUUUAAAUGGCUUAAAAA